Messenger RNA from Thamnophis sirtalis, 1595 nucleotides. It is a transcript of the gene ASMT, whose product is annotated as acetylserotonin O-methyltransferase. The record is from RefSeq and is a predicted model, not a curated record. Gene Ontology annotation, molecular function: protein dimerization activity; O-methyltransferase activity. Lineage: Eukaryota; Metazoa; Chordata; Lepidosauria; Squamata; Natricidae.
AUGAGCUCUGUGAAAGAACUCAACUAUCCUCAUCUCCUAAUUCAGUACCAGAAUGGAUUUCUAAUAUCUAAGGUGAUGUUUACUGCCUGUGAGUUGGGUGUGUUUGAUGUGUUGCAAGAAUCAGAAGAAAAGCUGUCAUCCAAAGCCAUCGCAGAACAUCUGGGGAGCAGCCUCCAUGGAAUGGAGAGACUGCUGGAUGCCUGUGUGGGUUUGAAGCUCCUAGAAAUAGAAGUGAGCAAAGAAGGAGCUUUUUAUUGCAACACAGAAAUCUCUGAGCAGUUUCUCACAAAAUCAAGUCCAAAGUCUCAGUAUCAUACCUGCAUGUAUUACUCGAAAACAAUUUAUCCUUGCUGGCAGUACUUGACAGAAGCUGUAAGGGAAGGCAAGAACCAGUACGAGAGAGCAUUUGGCAUUUCCCCGAAAGCUGUUUUUGAAGCUCUGUACAGAUCAGAAGACGAAAUGCUGAAAUUCAUGUAUGGCUUGAAUGCAAUUUGGAGCCUAUGUGGCAGAGAUGUUAUAGCCGCAUUUGAUCUCUCCCCUUUCACUAUGAUUUGUGAUCUUGGUGGAGGUGCUGGGGCUUUGGCCCAGGAAUGUGUUUCACUAUAUCCAGAUUGUACAGUCACUAUUUUUGACCUUCCUAAAGUAAUCCAAACAGCCAAGAAGCAUUUUGUACCUCUAGAGAAAUAUCGGAUCAAUUUUUAUGAAGGGGAUUUUUUUAAAGAUCCUCUUCCAGAAGCUGAGUUGUAUAUUUUAGCAAGGAUCCUCCAUGAUUGGUCAGAUGAGAAUUGUGUACAACUUCUCACAAAAGUGCAAAAGUCUUGCAAAACUGGUGGUGGUGUUUUACUAAUUGAAACUCUUCUGAAUGAGGAUAAAUGUGGCCCAUUGGAAAGUCAACUCUAUUCGCUAAAUAUGCUCGUUUACACAGAAGGAAAAGAAAGGUCACCGGCAGAAUAUAGCAAGCUCCUCACAGCAAGUGGUUUCAAGGAGAUCGAAAUUAAAAAAUCUGGAAAACUCUAUGAUGCCAUUUUAGGAAGAAAAUAAUGCUUUCUUUUUGCUUUAUUAAAUGCAAACAAAGUGAGAUAAUAUACUUGGUCUCAAUUGUGAAAACACAAUUGGUUUUAAUGAAACACAAUUGAUCUAAAUGCCAUUACAGAACAGAAAUUAUAGUAUUAAUAACAGUCUAAAAAAAUUACAUUUUUCACUAUUGAUGGGCUUAAUGAACGUGUAAAUAAGCGUAGAGAGAUACCUGUUCAGGCUUUUUUUGUUUAUUUUUCUUUCAAAUAGGUUUUGCAAAAGAAAUUAUGCAUAUUUUCAGCUAUUUCCUGAAGUUAUUAAUGUCAUGUAAUAUUAGAGUUUCCUUCAUACGAUGAUGCUGAGAGAUAGUUAUGGAAUAUUAAGUUUAGUUGGAAAAACUGCACAGAGCCCUUAAGCCACAGCAACAGAACUUCAGAAACAAAAACUGGAAUUCUAAGACCAAAAAAUGCUAAAUGAAAUAUCUUUCCCCCUUUUUAGACUAGCCCAGUUCUGAAAUAAUGGUGUGUGAGAUUCAUUUUAUGUAAGGGGAAACUUGGUAAUAAAAUGUAAAAUUAACAGUA